AUGGUGGGCACAACUUUGAGACCUCAAAAUCAGACAGAGAACACAACAAACAACAACACAGUGGCAGACCAAAUCUUACCAAGCAAAGAUAUCUUAAAGAUAUGCAUAUAUCUUGUCAUCUUGAUCAUGGGUGUCAUUGGAAAUGGACUUGUCAUCUUUGUGACCGGCUACAAAAUGAAGACGACAGUCAACUCUGUUUGGUUUCUGAAUUUGGCGAUUGCAGACUUCAUUUUCGUUUUCUGCUUGAUUAUCAACAUCAUUUUUACCUUCAACAAUAAGGUUUGGCCCUUCGACGACUCAGUGUGUAAAUUAACCUCAUUGGUCACAGUACUAAAUAUGUUUGCGAGCAUUUUUUUGCUGACAGUCAUCAGUCUGGAUCGAUGUCUGUGCACAUGGUUGAUUGUGUGGGUUCAGAAUAAACGAACUCUAAACAAAGCGAGAAUCAUCUGUACAUCUGUGUGGAUUUUAUCCAUCUGCUGCAGCAUCCCUGUUGUCAUGCAACGCUUUGUAAAGGAAAGUAAUGGAUUGAAACACUGUGUCUAUAAAAGCCAGAACUUGACAGAGAUUGAUGUAUUAGUGUCUCUGUUCACAUACAGGUUUCUGGUUGUUUUUCUAAUUCCCUUCUUGAUCAUUGCAUCUUCAUACAUAGCUAUUGGUGUGCGCGUGAAACGCCUUAAAAGUGAAAAGCAGCUUCGGCCUUUCAGAGUAAUUUUGUCUGUGAUUCUGGCUUUUUUCAUAUGCUGGUUUCCUUUCCAUGUUCAACAACUGUCAUACAUAAGUGCAGUGAAGUAUAACUGGAGUGAGAGUGUUUAUAAAGUAAUUAAUUCUGCAGGACCUUUUAUUCAGUGUCUGGCUUUUCUAAACAGUUGUCUGAACCCCAUUCUCUAUGUGUUCAUGUGUGAUGAGUAUAAGACAAAACUUAAAAAGUCUUUCUUGCUGGUUUUUGAGGCGGCCAUUACGGAGGAGCAUCUGCGUUACCUGACAUCACGUCGUUCUACUUCAUGCUAUUCAGAGUCACUGCAAGGUGAAUUUGGCAAGCAGACAAACGACACAACCAUCUCCUCGUCUGGAAGUUGUCAGGGGAACAAGGUUUUAAAUUCAGUCUGGUGAUGACUGAAGAUAUAAACUUGUAAACCGGAGAUGAAGGUUUCUCAAACAUUCCUCCAUUCGGUCCCACCCCAAACUGUUGCCACUGGCUGAGUCAAAGUCGGACGGUUCAAGGAAUCCAAAAAAGAGCAAUGUAUGAGGAAAUUACUUAUUUUUUAUAUUUUCCUUGCUUUGUUACACAAAAAUGUACAUUAUAAUGCUGUUUGUGCAAAUAUAUAUUUUGUUGUCUUAAAAAUCAUAAUUAUUGAGGUAACUGAUUAUUUUCUUUUUAUAACAUUGUGUGACUUUUUUAAAAAAAGAGCUGUUUUAUAUUAAAUUAAGUCUUUGUCUUUUUGUAACCUUUGCUAUCACCACUCUAAAAUAGACUAUCAGGAUGUACAACAUAACCAUUACAUAACAGAUAUAUUUAACUUAUGUAUAAUAUUGAGCUUAUUGAAUUGAUUAAAUGAAGUUAUUACACGGCCCUCUGGAAUGUUUGAUUGACCAGUGGGGACAUUCCAAGGUUUGAUAUUCCCAGAUAACAACCAUCCAAUAUUAUCUGGAUAUUAUCCACAUCUGGUACUGUGAGACAUCUUGACAAUUGCAGUUCAUUGUCCAUUAAACAUAUUCUCAUAAUAUAUAAUAUUUCAUUUACAACUGAGUAAACCAAAUGCACAAAUGAUUUUGUUUACAGUGCGCAAUGUAAAAAACACAUUAUUUUUCACACU
This is a messenger RNA of Misgurnus anguillicaudatus (oriental weatherfish), 1814 nucleotides long. NCBI's taxonomy places the organism in Eukaryota, Metazoa, Chordata, Actinopteri, Cypriniformes, Cobitidae. The record is from RefSeq and is a predicted model, not a curated record.